AUUUAAAUUUUACGUAACUUUAAGCUGUUUUCCGACAUAACCGUUAAUGAGCAACGUUGCAAAAUUGAAUUAUAGUAUAAAGUUUUGUCACAAAAUGUAUUAGCGCUAGUGUUUGUUAUGACGUUCAGUCUAUUUUGGGCCUGCAAAUAUUUAGGCCGAAUUGUGUCCAAAGGUUAAGGUUUUGGAUGUGAUUUAACAGUUUGAGCGGUUAACGCUGACCCUCCCUCGGCUUGCGAAGCUCUGACAUGGAUGAAUUGAAGCACAGAGCUGGUGAAAAACUCGAAGCACUGCAUGUAGCUGCCAAAACUGCGGCUGAUAAUGGAAAGUCCCGAGUUCAGGAUGUCGUCCAGACUACAGUGGAAGCUAUACAAAAGAUCCGCGAGGCGUUCCACAGCGUCUGGCACAACGAGCUGAUCGCGGAGGGUCGCGAGCGCGUCGCCGCCUGGUCCGAGGAGGCCGUGCGUCGCAUCCGUGAGGGUGCUCCGCCCUUGUCGCCCGUACUGCUGUAUGAGGAGCUGGUGGCGUUGUGGCAGGAUAGAGUAUGGCGCCGCAGCAUGUUGAUAUUCGCGUGCGGCGCAGUGGUGGGCGGCAGUGCGGGCGUGCUCAUCGGGCUGCGCCUCGCCCGCCGCGCGCCCGCCGGCCCGCACGCGCGCUCGCUGCACUCGCAGGCCGACCAGUCUGUUAUACUGGUCGAAGACGCCGUGGCACCGGGUGCUGGCACAGGCGAAGUUCUAGUCCGUGUGCAAGCGUUCAGCAUCUGCACGGUAGACCGGGGAGCGCUGCGCGGUCGAGCUCACCUGCUGCGCUCGCUGCUGUACCGCGGCCAUGUCACCGUGGGCAGGGGGUUCGCGGGUGUUGUACUGGACGUCGGGCAAGGCGUCACAGACUUGGAGAUGGGUGAUGAAGUGUGGGGUUGUGUCAGUGAAUGGGCCGGAGGAGCGGCCACUGAAUUGUUGACUAUACGUAGUACUCGAGUGAGCAAGCGUCCCCGCGGCAUGGCGGCUGACACGGCAGCAUCCAUGCCCUGGGCGGGGGGCGAAGCCCUAAUAGCGCUGCGAAAGCUCGCCUACACACCUGAGAAUAGUAAGGGAAAACGCGUGGCAGUAUGCGGCGCGGCGAGCGGGGAGGGCUGCGCGCUGGUGCAGCUGCUCAGCACGUGGGGCGUGCACGUCACGGUCGUCGCGCCACGACACGCCGCGCUUACGUUGAAGGAUCUGGGCGCGCAGGACUUCGUGGAUAUCGAGGGUAACCGCGAGACGGGCGCGUGGUCGAGCCUGGAGGCGCGGGCGCGGCGCACGGGCCCGUGGGACGCCGUGCUCGCCUGCGCCGCCGCAGAGGUGCCGCCAGCCGCGCUCGCUAAUAAACCUGCGCUGCUCAAGGCGACAGCGCCGCGCAGAGCGUUCCUGGACAUCCGGCCGGGCCCGAUGAUCACCGACCGCCUGCCGACGCCAUUCGCUAUCAUAUUUGCCACAUCAUUUUAUACGUACAGGGUCCUAAGGUGGCUGGUAGGCUGUGGAUCACACACAGACUGGCUAGAGGACAGGUUCAGACUGCGAGAGGGACUGGACACGCUCACCAAGCUCGUGGAACGUGGGGCAUUGGCGCCUAUACUUGAUAAGGUGUAUCUGCCACAAGAGUUCGAGAGUGCACUAGCACACGCGUGCAGCGACGAUGCAAUCGGCACUUCAGUCAUACGCUUCCCGUAGUAUCUACUCUUACUCUUCCUGGUGCCCUGGUAUCCAGUCAAAGGAACUAUGAAUAUUUGGCCCUGAGCUACCAGGGCCUCAUAACCCCUAAGCUGUAUAUAGGAACCUAAAUGUAAUGUUCCUGUGGAAUGUUGUUCCUAAUUUUUAUAUAGGAAAGUGUGUUUGAAUAUUUGAUCGCAUGUGAAGUCAAUCAUGAAGUCUUUAUUCCUUCUUUAGGUUUAUUUUUGUUCUUCAUUUUAAUGCCAGUAACUCUUUGAAAGGAAAUUAUAUUUUGGAAUUAAUUUACUUUCAAUCUUUCUAUCAAAUGUAUUUAUCAUGUUUUUUUUGUUUGAUUGUAUGGCAACACAUGAAUUUACAUCAACAUUUUGCCAGCUGUGAAAUUUUUUAUUACCUAUAUACGUUGGUUAUUUUUAAAGAUUUUAAAUAUUUGUUUACUUUUUAAGUAUUAUUUUAAUAUACCCUUUUAUUUACAUGAGGGUGGAAAUAAAACAUUUAAAAAACUGUGUCUCGAAGUAAAACAAAACCCACCAAGCGUCACAACAUCUCAAGACUGUAGAAAUAUGAACAGAUCUGUAAAUAAUGUAAAUACAUUACUAAAUAUACGUUACUAAAUCAAAUAGGUGCUCAAAUGUACAUAGAAACAAUAAGAUUUUAUAUUCAAUUUAUUGAAAUCCAAAAGAUUGCAAAAUAAAAUAAAUAAUAUAAAAAUUAAAAGACACCAAAAUGUUCGCCAUUUUUAAAUAGUCUACAGCUUUUUAUGUAGUCCUAGUACAUUUUGAUAGUGCAAAGCAAACAAAUGUAUUUAAUACUUAUUUUAUUGCAUUAUUGAAGUACUACUUCCAUUAACCAAAAUAUACUGUUUUUAAGUGCCAUUUAUAUUAGAAGCCAAUAAAUGUCUAUAUCUUUACAAUAAUUUACAAUAAACUUGAUAGACUGAAAUUUUACACAACUGUAGUCGAAGAACAUUCAUACAUACUUAAAAAUGCAUUUUAUAAACACGAAAGGCAACUCGAAAGUAAAAGAUGUAUGUUUUUUAAGUUGCUGGAUAUAUUUUAAUGCAUUUUUCAUACACGUUUUAAGUAUUCAUAAAUCAGAAGUUCCUGCUACAUUGUAAUGAUAUAGACAUUUUAGGCUGCCGAAUAAUUAUUUGUAACUAUCGGCCGAAUACUGAAUGUCACUUAAUUUUAAGAGCUGCUUAAUCAUAUCUCUGUCACUUCUUCCUCCUGCCCUGUUCCCAAUUUUAUUUGGGGUCGGCGCAAUAUGUCAUCCUCUUCCAUUUUUCGCUGUCAUUCGUCAUACUGACACUCAUUCCCUUCCUAUUCAUUUCAUCUUUCAGGCAAUCUAUCCACCUUUUCUUAAGUCCUCCUCUUUCUCUCCAUCCAUCUACUUACGUAAAUUACCGUGACAGAAAUACUAUUAAGUAAGACUUAAAGUUAAGUAAAAUUUGAGUAUUUCGUUGUAUACCAGACAAAUAUCUCAAUAACUUACUUGUAUCUGAUUGUACCGACCUCAAUAACUCGUCCAAAGGUAGAUAGGUGAACUAACUUAAAUUGUAAUGUAGAUAGAUAAAUGUUAUUUUAAAAUAUAAAUGUUGUUAAAUA
This is a messenger RNA of Helicoverpa armigera (cotton bollworm), 3307 nucleotides long. RefSeq names its product reticulon-4-interacting protein 1, mitochondrial. Gene Ontology annotation, molecular function: oxidoreductase activity. The record is from RefSeq and is a predicted model, not a curated record. Lineage: Eukaryota; Metazoa; Arthropoda; Insecta; Lepidoptera; Noctuidae. Gene Ontology annotation, cellular component: mitochondrion. Bases 246 to 1706 code for a protein of 486 amino acids. The transcript has 12 exons.